CCAAAUAAAACCAAACCCUCUUUCUCAUCUUUCCUUUUCUCUUUCUCUCUUCUUUCACUUCCACCUUCACACAUUACUUCACACAACAACAAUGGCGUCCCUCUUUUCACUCUCUCUAAACCCUAAUUUAUCUGCAGAUCCAAUCUCCAUUUCUUAAACACUUCUCAACAACACAACUCCACCUUUUCCUCCUUAUCAGCUGGUGGAUACAACUCUUCCUGUUCGUAUUCAUCCAUGUGUGUGUGUGUGUUUAACGAUUGAGAUUACGAUUCACCACGUUGAAACGCUUUGAUUGAUUGCUUUUCACUGAUAAUGGCGUCCGAGCAGAACAGAUUUCUGCAGCAGCGGCAGCAGCAGCAGCAGCAGCGGCAACAGCCUCCGUCUUCCCGUCGGAAACGAUGGAGGGGUUGUUUGAGUGGUUUAUCGUGUUUCGGGUUACAAAAAGGCGGAAAGCGGGUUGUGCCUGCGUCUCGUAUGCCGGAAACACAUUCGACAGCGAACCAGCAAAACGGGGUUCAAGCUGCGGGGUUAACUAACCCGACUAACGCGGUUCACCCGUCGUUGUUAGCUCCACCGUCUUCGCCUGCGUCGUUUUCGAAUUCCGCGCUGCAGUCUACAGCGCAGUCGCCGAAUUGUUUUCUGUCUGCGAACUCGCCUGGAGGCCCGACAAUGUUUGCUACCGGGCCGUAUGCUCACGAGACGCAACUUGUAUCACCGCCUGUGUUCUCGACCUUCACCACUGAGCCGUCUACUGCUCCGUUCACACCGCCACCCGAGCUAGCCCAUUUGACCACACCGUCAUCCCCUGAUGUCCCGUAUGCACAGUUCCUUUCGUCUAGUUUAAAUCUUAAAAACGAUCAUAAAACAAAUUACAUGCCAGCAAAUGAUCUUCAAGCAGCGUAUUCUUUACACCCCGGAAGCCCGGCUAGUACUCUUAGAUCACCGAUUUCACAGACAUCGGGUGAAGGUUUAUCGUCAUCUUUCCCUGAACGGGAAUUCAGCCCGCAAUGGAAUUCUCCACAAGAAAAAGGGCCAGACUCGAAGACCCCUCAAGAUGCUAAUUUCUUUUGCCCGGAAACAUUUGCACAAUAUUAUUACGAUCAAUCUUCGUUUCCUCAUACUGGUGGGAGGUUAAGCGUUUCUAAGGAGCCAGAUGUUUAUUCCAACGCUGGAAAUGUAGUUCAAAGUAGGCAGAGUAAAGCUUGUAAACAAGAUAUGGAGGAAUUAGAAGCGUAUAGAGCAUCGUUCGGGUUCAGUGCUGAUGAAAUUGUGUCCACACCUCAGUAUGUUGAGAUCUCCAAUGUUACGGAUGACACGUUUUCCAUGAUGCCAUCUGGACCCAAUAAGCUGCCCGAUGUCAAAACCGUACCAAAUCUUGGCCGAAAUGAAUUCUCAAGCCCGAAAAGUUGCAGAGUGGAAGCAAUUCACUCUUGCAAAAGCGAGCCCAUUUCAUUACAUGCUAUUAAAGGUGUGAAGGAGCCGGUUGAGCAUUGUUUGACCGAUGAUGAAGACAUAUUCUCGAGAAUGAAUGGGAAGUAUGAUAUGGGAAUGGGGCAUUCAAAUUCUGAUGCAGAAAUUGAUUACAGAAGAGGGAGAAGGUCAAAAUGGGCAUGAGGGGAAUUGAGUUGGGAUAGUUGGUUUCUGUAUGUAUCUAUCAAUGGGUUAUCUUUAUUUUGACCCUCAAAAGCAGUUAUGGAUGCUUGUGUUGUCUAUUAUGUUGUUUCUUUCUUUUCUGGUGUAACUAUUGUUAUGUAUCUGCUGAAUGUCCAUUUGGUUAAACAAAUGAGAUGGGAAUGUUGACUAUUUUGUGAAGGAUAGGUACUCAAGGUUAAUUUAAUAUUAAUAUCAAUAUUAUUCUCUGUGGCUCA
Helianthus annuus (common sunflower) is the source of this 1868-nucleotide messenger RNA. RefSeq lists its product as uncharacterized. Bases 313 to 1614 code for a protein of 433 amino acids. NCBI's taxonomy places the organism in Eukaryota, Viridiplantae, Streptophyta, Magnoliopsida, Asterales, Asteraceae. The record is from RefSeq and is a predicted model, not a curated record. The transcript is spliced from 3 exons.